Parastagonospora nodorum SN15 is the source of this 2136-nucleotide messenger RNA. RefSeq lists its product as hypothetical. The record is from RefSeq and is a predicted model, not a curated record. Bases 1 to 2136 code for a protein of 711 amino acids. NCBI's taxonomy places the organism in Eukaryota, Fungi, Ascomycota, Dothideomycetes, Pleosporales, Phaeosphaeriaceae. The transcript has a single exon.
AUGGGUUUCAGAGCACUGUUCUUUGGAAAAGCAUCUGCCUCCGCGAUCGACCUGGACCUACAGAAGGUCCCUCAAGCUGAGCACAGCGAGGCUCGCGUAGCGCACAAGCGUAGCAAAUCAGAUCGCCUCUUUUCUGUCAUCCUCAAGGCUCUCCAUGCUCACAAUGGCGAGCUCGAUGCUCAGCCCAUAGCUGCGACAACCGCUCAGCCGACCGCUACGACAACCUCUCCUGCGCCGCUGCCGACGGAAAUCUACCGCUUCCAGUCGCCUGCCGGUCGAAACCAACCUGGCUCUGACGCUGGAGUCCUCUCGCCAUCUCCAACAGCUGAGUCUGGAUGCUCAUUUGCGGGCGCAGAUCAAGACUACAACAAGUCUACUAUUUCCGCAUCGCCCAUUACCUCACCCACCACAACACCCUUCGGAUCUUCACCCAUAGACGUGAAGCAGAGGAACAUCAUUUCGACCGACUCGACAUCUCCAAGCUCUCCACCCACUACAGCUGAUUCUGGGUGUUCGCCCAUAGCAUCUGCUGAUACCCCACCUACGACACCUGGUCCCAGCAUGUCCAAGGACGGCAAAUGUUGGCCCCAUGAAACCAGCUCUGCUACCGAGUACGAGUCUGCCCUUGAUGGUAUGCGCGACGCAGCAGAGAUACUCGCACGGCGCCAUGCUGUUAUCAAAAAGAAGGAUGAGAAGGAAAUUGCACGCAAGAAGAGCUUCACGAACGUCCUUACCAAGAAACGACUUCGAAGUCCAAAAUCAAGCCCCAAGGACGGACCUACAAACAGCGCUCAGGGAAGCCCUCGUGUCGCCAAGUUGCCUGCUCACGUUGCCCAUCCUUCGCACCCGCAACGCAAGCAGCCUGAGACCGCUCAAGACGCGUGUGACGCCUUACAGCGCCGUCGAAUCCUUCAACACCUAUCUUAUCAGGGAGCAGGUGGCUGUGAAGAAGCCAUCACCGCUCUUGAAGAGCUCAACGCUCACUACAUGUUGCAGGCGCGUCACCAGGGUACCAUCAAUGGCAUUCCUGACCUCAUCCUAAACUUUGACGGCAUACACAUUCGUGCAAGCAAGCUGGGAACAGCAGAGCAAACUUGGGUCUCCCGAUUUAAUGCUGUUCGUAAGCUUCAAUUGCUCGCAGACCGAAAGCAACUAGGCCAAGAGGACUUUGAGCAUAUCGGCGAUCAGCUCUUUCCCGGUGAUGCCGAUCACAUUCUGAAGCCGGAGCACUUUGAGAUAUUCGUCAUAGGCCUUGGCCUCGAGGGGAUAAUCACUGUUGCUGAAGCCAAACGUAUAGCAGACCUGCAGCCCUCGAUCCAGGAAUACGAAGCUGGCGCACGUUGGACGGGCAAGCAGAGUGAGAGCCAACAACAGAAAGGUCACAACAUCUCUACGCUAGCCAUUUUCGACAUCCCCAAGGAAGUCAAGCGCAGCGCGGCCACGUAUUCGGCUCACCCUCUGACGUCCAAGAAGACGGACCUGUACUACUACCUUCGCAUCCUCGUCGAAGCCGCCGUGUACGACCAGAAGUUCUGGAAAGGCUACUUCUUCCCCAACGCGCGUUCCAGGGUCAAGUCGUUCUUCCAGGCCAGCUUGGCUCAACAGCAGGGUCUACCCAUCACACCUAACUUGUCCGACUACACACGUCCCUGGACAUACCGCGAGCGCCGUCUACUCGAGCGCGGCCAGAUUAUCUGCAGUCUCCUUGACUCAUUCGACAAUGGCACGCUGACCGACUUUGGUAUCAUCCGCGCGGUGCGCAGCUCGUUCAUUCGCCUUCCCGGCCAAGGUUACUGGGACGCAGAAGAACUGUCCACGUACCUCUAUCACCGUGUCGUCGACAGUGGGCUCAAGCUCAGCAUGAUCCCCAACAUACUGGCGCUUCACCACGACUACGACACUGCGGCCCAGAAGGGCGGAUCUCGCAUGCAGAUAAUCAAGGAGUUGGAGCAACAGAUGAGGCAGUUCAAGGAAGAGGAGGAGCAGCGACUUGGCGAGAUUGAAGUGUCACUUGAGACAUUUGCCGAGAUGAAGAAGAAGGAGUUGGGUCGAUGGCAGCGGUUCAAGAAGAGCCUGAAGAACGCGUUCGGCAAGGAGCAGGUGGUAGCGCCGUUUGACCCUUUUGCUGAAGUUUGA